AUGACCGGAGUGGUCCAGGACCCGCGGUGCCACCUGCACGUACUCCAUUGCGAGUCGCUGUUGGUCCACCAGGCGCCCCCUGUGGAUCUUGCGAUGCUUGCCAAGUGCCAAUGCCAUUGGUAUAUCGGGGACGCACACCACGCGUCGGAGGUGGUGGGUAUCUUUCACCCUGGGCAAAGCCUGCGCCUGGAUUUCUGCACCUUCGUUGUCGCCGAUGUCGACCGCGACUUCGACGUGAAGCUCACGGUGGCAACGGUGGCCGGUGAUCAUCUGGCGGUAUUCUUCGGCCGCCUGUCCGAGCUCACCCAAAGUGAGCAGUUCACAAGGCAUGAGCUGGAGCUGCGAAACGUAGAGGGCGUUGUGGCGUCUGCAGUCGUGUUUUGCGCUGAGCAGCAGCGGUGGACGGUGCAGGGCAAAGGGGUCUUCAGACCUCCCGGCGAGGCUGUCACUGUUGGUCCGGAAGACAUGCAGGCUUCAUACGUUCUGCAGCACAUUUUCCCCGACGAGUCUGUGAAGGAUCCCAAGCCGGAUCCCAUAGGCGACACAGGUGUUGUUGCAUCCGAAAGAUGUGCCAUCGAUGGCAAGGACUCAUCUGAGGCGACCCAGGAGCCAGACGAGGCCAUCAGGAGCCGACGGCCCAGCCGAGAGAAGGUGCGACGGCGCUCAGUCCUCCGCGAAGGGCGAAAGUCACAGAAGAGCAAGGCUGCCGAGUUGUUGAAGGAGGGAUUUGGGCUGGGGCAGAGCGAUGCAUCCACGGCCAACAGUGGCACGGAUGCCGUGGAGGUGCACAGCAAGGCGCAAUCGGAAGCCACGGAGGACGAGAAGAGCAAGGAGGUGGUCCAAGAUGGGGAGGAGAAGCUUCGUCAGCCCUCUGCAGACAUCCUGCCGGGGCCGGUCGAGCUGAGUGAUGGCCCUCUUGAGGUGCCGCCACCAUCAGGUGAGCUACCCUGGGCCCCUGCCAACAACGACCCUGAGGAUGCGAAUAGGGAGCAGGUGGCGCAGGAGGCGUCGACACUCGCGGAGCCCGACCGCCCCUUCAUCGAGGAGGCAGCCCCGGAGGUCAUCUCGGCUGCAGACAAGGGUGUGGCAGAGGACAAGGAGCCCAGCGAUGACAAGGCCGUCGAUCUCACAGCAGACAAGGACGAAGGAGCCGAUGUUGCUGGGCCCAGCCUACCGGCCUCACGGCCCUCCACGCCGGAGUCCCACCCGCCCGUGGCCAGCGAGCGCGAGCCGAGCCCCUCCCCGGUUCCGGCCGAUGAGGCCCAGGUCAGCAAGGAGGCUGCGCACAGGGCCAGGCACGCGGCACUGCUCAGGAUGGACUCGGAGUCGGAGGUCUCGAUGCCAGACUCAGAUGCAGACUUGCCCCUGCCCAGCUCCCAUGAGCUUGCCCAGGCUCUGGGGCGUGUGCCAGCCACAAGCAGCAGGCCGUGGCAGAAGGCGCACCCCUGGCGUGGCCGAGGACCCGUGGUAGCCGCCAAAGGGCUCUGGUGCAGAGCCCAGCGCGCCUACGCUGAGGAUUGUUUGAGCCACAGCCGCCCCGGCUCGCUCACGGAUGAAGACUCCCCCCGCACCUUCGCGGGAACUCAUUGGCUGACGGGCGGGAGGUGGGAGGAGCUUCUGAAGAGGGACCAUCCGCCGAAAAACCUGACGCAGCCGAAGGAGUCCAAAGACACCAUCCCAGCGGGCGGCGGGUCCGAGGGCCCUGGUGCGCUUCCGGACGACACCAACAAGGUGCCGUCCUCUGGCGGCCCUUCUACGCCAGUGCCACUGGGCGGAUGGCGGGUGCAGCAGCAGGGUCGAUGGUUCCGGGUCUCGGCUACAGCACUCAGCAUCCGGCGUCGGCCACAGGUGGACGCGCCCCUUGCCGGGGAGCUGCCUUUUGGCGAGGUUUUCCAGGCGGUUUCUUCCUUCACCGCCGAGGACGGUUUCACUUUCCUGGAGCUAUCUCGAGGUCGAGGAUGGGUCUUCAGCGAUGCACGGGUGCAGCCGGUGCUGGUCAUCGAUGACACCGGUGACCAGCCUGUCGCCAGUCCGGGCGAAAGGAGACUGGCUCGGCCGGCGGAGGCAGAGGCCGAGCCUGAACCUGGCUGCCGCUUUUCUCCAAGGAUCUCCUCGGUGGAGUCCCCCGACAAAGCACUGGAGGCUCAGGCCUCGCCGGCCAUGGCGACACCGAAGUCGCAGCGUGGGAAAGUGGUGGCCACUCGCGCGGCGCGCGCGCGGGCCAGCAGUGCCACCGCAAACCGGCGGAGGAUCACAGCCAGGCCUACCACCUUGGCCGCUGGGCACGCGCCAGCGCAGGCUGCCUUGCGGACGCCCGCGGCUCCUGUCCACGUCUCUGAGCCAACACCGCAGACGAGUCCAGAGCCCACGGAGGCCCCCAAGCCGGGCAACGCACGCGACCGCUACCCGUCCCCGAAUGCGCACCCGCUAGCACUGGAGGCGUCGAGUACUGAGAAGCCAACCAAGGAGGCUUGGCCCAAGAGGGGCCGGGAGCCAGUUCGCGCGAAGCACUCCCUGGCAUCACAGUGUGCCGUAGGGCCGAGCGCCUCCCACACAUCGCUGGUGGCCCCGGAGCUGGACCGAGGCUUGGAUGCAGAUCGGUACAUCGAACCGCGCCGGUCUUCGAGCGUCAGGAGCGCGAGAGAAUCCCUAGAGGAACGGCAGCGGAUGCAGGCCGCUCUUCUGAGAGUGGCGUUGCGAGUUAAUGCAGAUGAUGGCGAUUUUGGCUCUUGCACAAGGUCCUGUUCAGUUCCCUGGCGGAGCCGCAUCGCCACCAGUGUCUUCCCAGCCAAGCGCCCAGGCGCCGAGGAGGCUCCUGCCAUGGUGGGGCAAGCAGGCCAGCGUCGACGUGGAGCCACUGGUGCUGGUGCAGUCUCACUCAGCUGCCAGUUCCUGGCCGCUAUUCGGGGCGAGACAACGCCCCUGACACCUCGGCGAGCACAGCCGCAGGUAGAGGAAGCGAUGCGCGCCCAGCUUCAGCGUCGGUGCAGCUCUGUGCCGUCGAGGCACAGCGAGGCACCCAACCACACAGACGGCUCGACGGUCGGUCUGCCGUAUGGUUUCGCGGACAUACUUCUCGCUGCGAGUGCGUCGUAG
Messenger RNA from Symbiodinium natans, 3096 nucleotides. NCBI's taxonomy places the organism in Eukaryota, Dinophyceae, Suessiales, Symbiodiniaceae. The record is from the annotation of a GenBank genome assembly.